CAGCAACAUUUGGAUCAGCCAAAACCAAACCCAACCAAAACCUCUCUCACUCAUUCCAUACUCUUCAUAUUCUUCUUCUUCUUCUUCCCUCUAUCCUAAUCCUAUGUACGUGAAUCCAUGGACGUGAUUCUCUCUUCGAAGCCGCAAACGCUAUCCCUAAUCCCAUGCACUCCACUUUCUUCUUUUUUCUCUUACAAUCUCCGGUCCAUCCGCAGAGACUUCCUCGGGCGCGCCCACGCUCUCAGGCCGCCGGCCGGCACUCUUCGCUCCCGGAGGAAACAAAGAAAGCCAGGGCUUCGCGUCCAGUCCUCUCGCUUUCUCUUUAGAGCUUCUCUGGAGUCUCACUCUUCGGUCCUCGUCGUCGUCGUCGCCGUAGUCACCUUCUCUGCAGUCUCUGUCGUCCUCUUCAAUCGCUUUAGAAGAAAGAAGAACGAUAGAGAGGUGUCGGGGCCUCCAAAUUUUGCGUUAUUGGAACUAGGACAGGAUGUGAUGAACUGGGUCUUUGGAGGUCAGAUUCUGGGGUUCGGGGAGCUUCAUAAGGGGAAAGAAAGAAACAGGUUAAGGGAUAAAAUCGGAGAAAGCAGCCAUGCUUCUGAAGAUGAAGAGGGUCCAUUGCUGCUUCGGAACUCUGCUUUGAUUGAUGAAGAGGUUCUUGUCACCAAAACAUUACUGCCACCUGGUUCUGAUGUUCUCACAUCUAUUACUAGUGAUUAUUCGGAUACAAAUGGACCUGUUUUUGACUCAUGUGCGGUACAACCUCUUACUUCUGCUAAAGAAAUGACUGCAUUACAAGUGGAAGGACCUGAAGAGGGAAUUGCUUCUGAUUUAGAGUUGCCUACACUAAAGGAUAAUAUUGAGCUUAAUGGUGCUUCUGUUAACAUAAACAAUUCACCUGCAGAAGUGAAUGCAUAUAACAAAGCAAAUAAUGAACCUGCUGAAGAGGGCAAAACCGUCAGUGAUAAUGUCUUUCUUGGAGAAUCAGUUAGAGAAGAGCUUCACAUUUUUUAUGAGGCAAAUGAGUCGGUGACACAAUCUAUGGCGAGUUCAAGCACUUUAAAAUCAUUUUCUAAGCAUGCCUCUGUUCUGAAUAGGAACUCUGCUUUGAUUGACGAAGAGGUUCUUGUCACCAAAACAUUACUGCCACCUGGUUCUGAUGUUCUCACAUCUAGUAGUAGUGAUUAUUCGGAUACAAAUGGACCUGUUUUUGACUCAUGUGCGGUACAACCUCUUACUUUUGCCAAAGAAAUGACUGCAUUACAAGUGGAAGGACCUGAAGAGGAAAUUGCUUCUGAUUUAGAGUUGCCUACACUAAAGGAUAAUAUUGAGCUUAAUGGUGCUUCUGUUAACAUAAACAAUUCACCUGCAGAAGUGAAUGCAUAUAACAAAGCAAAUAAUGAACCUGCUGAAGAGGGCAAAACCGUCAGUGAUAAUGUCUUUCUUGGAGAAUCAGUUAGAGAAGAGCUUUACAUUUUUUAUGAGGCAAAUGAGUCGGUGACACAAUCUAUGGCGAGUUCAAGCACUUUAAAAUCAUUUUCUAAGCAUGCCUCUGUUCUGAAUAGCAAUAAAUAUUCUUCAUCAUUGAGGACCUCUGCACUAAGAGGAGCAGAAUUAUCAGCACAGGUUUCUCUUCAGACUGCAGAACAUGUGCAAGGAAAAUUACCAAUUGCAUGUUAUAAAGAAGGUCUUCCCCACAGGAGGAGAGAUUCUGGAAAAGUCAAUGGAUUUCCAAGAGACAGGGAGAUUAGAGAUAUGCCUCUAGAUAGUUAUAAAAAUUUUCCUCAGUUCCCCCACCCAAGUAUGAUGCAAGUUACUGACAAAAAGCAUCCUUCAGAACAACUUAGUGCUUACAAUCGAUUGCUAAAAGAGGGGCGGUUAACUCAGUGCGUAGAAUUGCUUGAAGAUAUGGAAAGAAGUGGUUUGUUGGAUAUGAACAAGGUUUAUCAUGUAAAGUUUUUUGAGAAGUGCAAAGGUCAAAAGGCUGUUAAGGAAGCUUUUCGUUACGCAAAGCUGAUCCCAAAUCCAACGUUGAGCACGUUUAACAUGCUUGUGUCAGUGUGUGGGAGUUCUCAAGAUUCAGAGGGAGCUUUCCGAGUUCUGCCACUUGUUCAGGAGGCUGGACUGAAAGCUGAUUGCAAACUUUACACUACUCUGAUAUCAACUUGUGCUAAAAGUGGGAAAGUUGAUGCAAUGUUUGAAGUGUUUCACAAGAUGGUCAAUGCGGGAGUUGAACCAAAUGUUAACACAUAUGGAGCCCUUAUUGAUGGUUGUGCCAGAGCUGGACAAGUGGCUAAGGCAUUUGGUGCGUAUGGGAUAAUGAGGUCUAAGAAAGUGAAGCCAGACCGAGUUGUAUUCAAUGCGCUUAUUACUGCAUGCGGUCAAUCAGGGGCAGUGGAUCGUGCUUUUGAUGUGUUAGCAGAAAUGGGGGCUGAGACACAGCCUAUAGAUCCUGAUCAUGUCACUAUAGGUGCUUUAAUAAAGGCAUGUGCAAAUGCUGGUCAGGUUGAUCGGGCACGAGAAGUAUAUAAGAUGAUUCAUCAAUAUCACAUUAAGGGCACUCCAGAUGUUUACACAAUUGCUGUUAAUUGUUGCAGCCAAACUGGUGAUUGGGAAUUUGCUUGCAGUGUGUACAAUGACAUGACUAGGAAUGGUGUGGUCCCUGAUGAGAUGUUUCUCAGUGCAUUAAUAGAUGCUGCAGGCCAUGCUGGAAAGCUGGAUGCUGCCUUUGAAAUCUUACAAAAAGCCAGGGUUCAAGGAAUACAGAUUGGAAUUGUAUCAUAUAGCUCUUUGAUGGGAGCAUGUAGCAAUGCCAAAAACUGGCAGAAAGCAUUGGAGCUAUAUGAGGAUCUCAAAUCUAUGAAAAUGAAGCAAACUAUUUCAACAGUGAAUGCUUUGAUCACGGCCCUGUGUGAUGGGGAUCAACUACCGAAGGCUAUGGAAGUUCUAUCUGAGAUGAAGGAACUUGGAUUGUCCCCUAACAGCAUCACAUACUCCAUACUUCUGGUGGCGAGUGAAAAAAAGGAUGAUCUAGAAGCAGGCCUCAUGGUCCUUUCUCAAGCCAAAAAGGAUGGGAUAAUCCAUAACCUCGUUAUGUGUAGAUGCAUAGUUGGUAUGUGCUUACGGAGAUUUGAGGAGGCUUGUAAACUUGGUGAACCUGUUUUGUCUUUUGACUCAGGACAGCCACAUGUCGACAAUAAAGGGACGUCAGUGGCGUUAAUGAUGUACCGUGAAACAAUUGUAUCUGGUGUAAUGCCUACAAAUGAAGUUUUAUCACAAGUUCUGGGAUGCCUGCAAUUCCCCUGCGAUGCGUCCGUGAAAGAUAAACUCAUUGAGAAUCUGGGAGUGAGUGGUGACACUUCAAGAUGCUCAAACCUCUGUUCAUUAAUAGAUGGGUUUGGAGAAUAUGACCCUCGUGCUUUUUCAUUAGUUGAGGAAGCUGCUUCACUUGGAAUUGUUCCAUGUGUAUCCUUUAAAGCAAGUCCUAUUGUUGUUGAUGUAAGAAACUUGGAGACUCAUACUGCUGAGGUCUACCUGUUGACUGUUUUGAAAGGUCUCAAGCAUCGGCUUGCUGCUGGUGCAAAGUUACCUAACAUAACCAUUUUACUGUCUGUGGAUGAGACAAAUUUUAUUUCUCCGAAGGGGGAGAGGACAAUCAAUCUUUCAGGAAGGGCUAGCCAGGCAGUUGCAGCAUUACUUAGAAGACUUGGAUUACAGUACCAAGGGAAUGAAUCAUACGGAAAAAUCAGAAUUAAUGGGCUAUCCCUGAGAAGAUGGUUUCAGCCAAAGCUCACUUCUCCAUUCAGUGGGAAACCAGGAGAUUGGAGCUCAUCCCAGUCACGACUAGGAAAAGGGAUCAUCCAUCAGCAGCGCAACAUUCGAACUGGAAAUCUGUCUCUGGAUUAAGGUGGCAAUGUGUAUUCAUUCCUACCAGGUGACAGCUUCACAGUAUCUUAUGCAACUAUACUGGCAGAAGCUGAUGCUAUUAACAGUAUCGUUAAUGACUCCUGUUUUGGGGUGUCCCGACAAUUAUAUACCUGCACGUGAGCAAAAGAUUCUCAGCUUCUACUCGCCACUUCUCCAACUACCUUCAACUAUUAAUCAAUUUAGGAUAUGCACCUCUGUAUGCAUGCUCCUCGGAAUGCAACUACUUUAUCUCCUAACCCUAACUUACCACUCCAUUCUUCGAAGAUUGACACGUCAAUAGAUGUUGUAAGCACCUUCUGUCCACAGACUGAGGAAGAUUGUGAGCUGAGGAAAAUAAAGUGAAUAUACCUUCUUUGGUUCAAGAAUUUCUUGCAAAGUGAAGAGAUAGCCUUUGAUUUCAAGCAAUUCAUGCAAAAUGAAAAGCGAGGUGGCGCACUGUGAGCAUGUUGUCCAUUUUGAGAUGCAUUGCAUUGCAAGGUCAUGAUCUUUGAUUUCAACACCAAUUCAUGGAAGGAGAAGGGACAGAUGUGGAGCUCUGUUUAGCAUGUUUGUUCAUUUUGAGAUUUACCCACUGCCUUUUUAAUUGGCUACAGCUUCAGUGAUGGCCCCUUUAAUAGGGCAUUACGAGCGUUAAAUUAAUAAACUAGCUAGAGAGCUGCUACAUUAUAAUAUUAUAGUUGAGUAAAGCAGAUGUAAUUUGUCUACGUACAACUAUUAUAGCCUUAUAGGCUGUUCGGCAUAGCUCUCUCUCUACUCCAUUUUGGGGUGCUAAAUUUUGUUCCGGACAAAGUUUUUUUCUAAACUGGGUUGGAGGAAAUUUUUCCAACUGAGGUUGUUAAAUUCUUCCAACCCAGUUCGGAUUCGGAGCAAAGCUUUGUCAUUUUGUUUCGGGAUGCAAAGUCAAUUAUGCAACAUUUUCAUUUGGGUAGGUGAGUAUAUUGACCCACCCCUUCCUA
Alnus glutinosa is the source of this 4877-nucleotide messenger RNA. RefSeq names its product pentatricopeptide repeat-containing protein MRL1, chloroplastic. The record is from RefSeq and is a predicted model, not a curated record. NCBI's taxonomy places the organism in Eukaryota, Viridiplantae, Streptophyta, Magnoliopsida, Fagales, Betulaceae. Bases 118 to 3900 code for a protein of 1260 amino acids. The transcript is spliced from 19 exons. Gene Ontology annotation, molecular function: protein binding.